This is a messenger RNA of Poeciliopsis prolifica (blackstripe livebearer), 4566 nucleotides long. It is a transcript of the gene serinc4, whose product is annotated as serine incorporator 4. The coding region runs from base 341 to 2197 and encodes 618 amino acids. Gene Ontology annotation, cellular component: membrane. The record is from RefSeq and is a predicted model, not a curated record. Lineage: Eukaryota; Metazoa; Chordata; Actinopteri; Cyprinodontiformes; Poeciliidae. The transcript has 12 exons.
UGAAUGCCCCAAGCAGGGCUGAAAAGCACAUCGACACUCUUUUGGCCUGUUGCUUCAGGAGACGCUUGUGGAGGUGAGGGACCUGAGAAAUGGCAUCAGGUCCCCUGAGAAGUCAUUGCCGUUGUACGAACCCCUUCAUCCUGCUCUAUGACUGACGGCUGUUUGACUGUUUGGAAGCUGCUUUACUCCUGGCCCAGGAAUAGGAUGACCGGACGCUUGUUUCGAGCUCAGCUCUGCUGGAGGCCUGUGGAGGGUUAAAGCAUCCAGUGCUUCAUGUUGAGAGGAAGAUGUUCUGCUGGGGGAAGGGACAGAACGGACAGAUGGGACGGACACAUGGUCCAUGUCAAACUCCCCUCCCUCCUUUAAUCUGACCGGUCCGGGGGGGGCGAGGGAUGAGGAAGGCUGCCGGGUUUCGCCUCCGCUUCUCCCUCUCCUCUCUCCUGGCAGCAGCCGCAGAGCGAACCGACGCAGGACAUGGGCAACAAAGCAAGCGGUUUUCCUGGCAGGCGGUGCGGCCGGGGCUCGGGCUGAGGCUCUGGGCUGCAGGGGGCCCAGCCGGACCGGAUCCACCGUUAAUCCUCUGACCGGCCUCCUGGAGGAUGUGAGGCCCUCUUUCUGGGGGAAAAGCUGCCGCUGCUGGAAGUUCAUGGCCAAAUGUAGAGCUUCGGUGGUCGACGACAAACACAUGAGAGGGACGAUGUCGGCCACGCAGGGGAUGAGCCGCACCAGCGUCUACAGCUACUUCCUCAACAUGGUAGCCUAUCAGAUUUGUUGCUGCUGUGGACCGGCUCCCUGCUCGCUCUGCUGUGCCUUCUGCCCUCCUGUCAAAUCGUCCACCAGCACCCGGGUCAUGUACACACUCUUCCACAUCAUGAGCUGCGCCGUUUCCUGCCUCAUGUUGUCCCGCACCGUCUCUGAGCUCGUCAGGGAAAAUGUGCCUUUCUUCAACGUGGUUUGCGACCAGGCGCACGGCGGAGGCCACUGUGAGAUGCUGGUGGGAUACUCCGCAGUCUACAGAGUCUGCUUCGGCACUUCCUGUUUCUACCUGAUGAUGGCGAUCUUCCUCAUCGACGUCAAGUCCAGCCAGGACUUCAGGGCGCUCAUACACAACGGGUUUUGGUUUUUGAAGUUCAUCACCUUGCUUGGGAUGUGUACUGCUGCCUUCUUCAUCCCGACAGAGUCCUUCCUGCACGCUUGGCAUUAUGUUGGUGUGGUGGGAGGGUUUGCCUUCAUCCUCAUCCAGCUCAUCCUCAUCACGGCGUUUGCUCACACCUGGAACAAAAACUGGUUGACCGGAGCGGCAGAAAACAAGCGCUGGUACCUGGCGGUGAUGUGCGCCACGCUCUUCUUCUACACCAUCGCCACCAUGGCCUUCACCUUCAUGUACAAGUACUACACACACCCCAUCGCCUGCCACUUCAACAAGGUCCUGCUGUGGGUCAACCUGGGGCUCUGCGGCCUCAUGUCCUUCAUCGCCGUCACGCCGUGCGUCAAGCAGAAACAGCCUCGCUCUGGGCUGCUUCAGGCCUCCAUCAUCAGCUGCUACGUCAUGUACCUCACCUUCUCCGCUCUGUCCAGCCGCCCGCCAGAGAAAGUGGUGUACCAGGGCAUGAACAUGACCGUCUGUUACCCCAGUGUGGGGCAAGAUGGCGUGAAGAACGAGGGCAACGCUGUGGCCAUCAUCGGCGCUGCCAUCAUGUACUGCUGCGUUCUGUUUGCCUGUAAUGAAGCUUCGUAUCUGGCCGAGGUGUUUGGUCCGUUCUGGAUGAUCAAAGUUUAUCGUUAUGAGUUUCAGAAAGCGACGUGUUGCUUCUGCUGCCCAGAGGAAGAAGCAGUUGAAGAUGAGUUUGUGGCUGAUGAUGACAACAAAGGCUGUCAGAAGGUCAUUCAUAAUGAGACGCAGCGGGUGGCGUACAGCUACUUCUUCUUCCAUUUCGUCUUCUUCUUGGCAUCGCUGUACGUCAUGAUGACCCUCACCAACUGGUUCAGCUACGAGUCGGCGGUGUUGGAGACGACCUUCACCCACGGCUGCUGGUCCACCUUCUGGGUGAAGAUGUCGUCCUGUUGGGCGUGCGUCAUCCUCUACCUGUGGCUGCUGCUCGGCCCGCUGUGCAGCUGCCAGAACGAGUCCAGGCCGCGCCGCUCCCGCAUCAAACGCCGCUCCGCGUCCUGCCGCCACGUCAGCGUCAGCGUGUGACUCCGUCAGCGCCGCCCCGACGCAGCCGAACACGAGCGGAGCCAAGCGGGUCGGCCGCGACGCUCUGGAGGUCGCUGGGGUCAAAGACUCACCGAAUGAGAGUGAGAGCUGAGCACCGGGCCAGAGGGACUGGAGCUACACUCAAACACAAUCAGGGACGUGAUUGUGACUUUCAAACUCUCAGAAUGAAUUGCCAAAGGGAGCCGGAGGAGACGACCGUACACUGAAAACCACAAAAUCUUACCAAGUAUUUUUGUUUACUUUUUAGCAAAAAUAUGUUAGAACUCUGGAAAUAAGACAAAAUUAACUUACAGGAAAUAGGAGCUUGUUUAAAGUCAAUAGCUAAAUGUAAUAUUAAUGAAAGACUACUAGUUCACUCAGAACAUGGGAAAAUGUCUUCUGCCAAUUGAACUAGUUCUUUUUCAUCAAUACUAAGGAAUUAUUGACUUAAAACAAAUUCCUAUAUCUUGCUAAAAAGUUACUUGUAUGUUAAAGAUAUUUGCAGUAGAAACAGACAAAAAUACUUAAUAAGAUUUAGUUGUUUUUUUUUGCAGUGUAUUUCUUGGGAAUGACAUUAAGGAUCUGAAAUAAUGUGAACGUUUCAUAUCUUUACUGUUGAAAUGUGAUAGUAUUUUUCUAUUAUAAUUUUUUUUCCAAUAUUUAGACAGGCAGUAUCAGUGUCCCCGGCACUUAGCCUAUUUUAUUCAGCCUUUUUGUCCUCUGAUCAUCUGAUGAUGUAGAAAUCUUGUGAAAACUCAUUCCACACAUUCCACAGUCAUCAGAAAUGUAUUUUUAUUCCCUUACAUUAAGACAUCUGUUAAUACGUCAUCAGUAAAUACAGCAACGGGUUUCUGUUUGUAUCCAGCAAACUGUUUCUGAACAAUUUUGGGAUGUGUGCGCUUCUUUUCACUGCUGUUGCAAUCCCACUUCUUGUCACUAGAUGUCACUGUAUCAAACAGCAUUUAAAUGAGAAAGAGAGUAGAAAAAGAAAGGGUUUUUUGGAACAUGUGCAGGACAUUGUGAGGAUAAUCUGCUUCAUUUGGAAAUCCCGUUACGUCGUUUCAAUCUAAAAUGAACGAUGAUGUCUCAACACGAACUGAGCUGAGCGACGCGGCUUAAAAAUAAAAUCUCCAUUUUUUUAAUACCAGAUCCAAUUUUCCAUUUUAAUAGAUUUUUUUUUUGUUUUCUGAAAAAGAAAUGUCACAAGACAGAAAACAUUUUCAAAAAGUGGAUUUUAUUUCAAACAUCUCUUCAGAAUACAACCAUCUUUGAUUAAUUACUACAAUACAGUUACAAUAUUAGGAGAAUAAAGAUGCAAUUUUACUAGAAAAUAUCUCAAAAUGAUUUGAAAAAAGUGACUUUAAGGAGAAAAAACUUUGUUUUUAUUUGUGUUUUUAUUACAACUUUUUUCUGGUAAUUUUAAGAUUUUAUUACAUUAUUUUGUCAUUUGACUUUAUUCUUGUAUUACUAUAACUGUAUUUUUGUACUUGUGAUAAAAAAAAGAAAAACAUCAUAGCCUGACUGUAGAGUUGUAGAGACUCCAAAAACUUAAAUUAAAUCUUCAAAAACCAAAAAUUCAAUUAAUUGAUAAACUCAAUCAGCCCUUACACUGAAACUAUUUUUGUUUUUUUGUUAAAGAUCUAGAGACACUUAUUUUUAUGCUUUUAUUUAAAUUUUUAUGAUCAAGUAACCUGCAACUUUUUGUUCCCUCAUACAAUAAAUUCCCAUCAGAAAUUUCAGCUUUUGAAUACAAACAAAAUACAAAUGCAUUCAUGGUCAAAAACAUAAACUUUUCUAACAUCUUUGACUUUAAGCCAAAGAAAUCUCAUAUUUUUAAAUUAAACAUUUAAAUGUCUGCAUUUAGGAAAAGCUUCAGAGAUUCCCCCGAUCAACAAACAGGCAGCUAAACGGAAACACACAAUGAAGGAAACGCUAAAAUAAAAGACAUGUUUGCAUUAAUAUUGCUAUAUAGUGUAUAUUUCAGUUUUAUUCAUGAUACAGACGGGAAAACUUCUUGUUUACAUAUAUUUUUAAUGAAAUGAAAAACUUUAUGAACAGAAUGAAUUGAAAAACAGUCUUUUAAGAAAUAAAAAUGAGCUCCAGAGGUAGAUUUCACUUUUUAUUGUUUUGCCUCCUGAAUUUGUCUUGUUAGCAAAGCAGAAGCAGCUCCUUCAUAGAAACGUUCACACAGAAGCUACAGUCAACUGGUUUCCGUUCAUUUCUCCGUUCCUGAAAGGAAACUGAGCCGAGUGUCUGCAAUGACUUUUUUGUGUUCUGCUGAUGAGCAGGAAUCAGGCUCACAUGGGUUGAUUUUAGUCUUUUAUUGUAGAUUUAAAGACAUUUUUGUAAAUAAAAUGUUUUCUUAUGGU